UACAAUAUUCGGUCGACAACACAACUGCCAACAAACACUUCAGUGCCUUUUAGUAGUAUUGUUAAGUGACUAUUUGUUUACUGCAUUUAUUGCACUAUGUCGUCUGGUGGUUGGGAAUUAGUUGGAAGGAACAAAAAAGAUAAAAGCAAUGGAAAAAAUAAUAAACUUACAAAGGCUGAAAAAAAGAAAUUUAUCGAGAAUGCUCCAAAAGUGGAAGACUUUCUACCUUUGAGUCAAGUGAAAACUUUAUACGACACUUUGGAUAAUAAUAAAGAGAACAAGAAACCGUCAAAAGAAAAAGAGAAUAAAACAAAAGAAAAUGAAGAGAAAAAAAAGCAACAGAAACAUGUUGAGAAGAAGAAGCAAGAACCAAAAGAGAAGCCUCCAAAAUCUAUAAAAGAUGCAUUGAAUAUGAUCAAUGUAGACGAGCUCUCUAAUGUUUUAACCAAUGGUCAAACUAGAUUUCCAGAAGCUCCAUUAAUAUGGCUGAAAGAUCUUGCUGCAUUUCUUAAUCUUAAAAUACCUGUUGACAAGGAAGAUGCAGUUUUCUCAGGGAAACCUAAAGAUUAUCCGCUGAGCAUAGUACCUAAACCAAUUUACUCUAUUUUAGAUAAAGCCAUUGAAUUGGCAGGAAAACAGACAGCACAACUUUUCUAUGAAAAUACUUUGACUGCAAUGGCUACUGACAUGGUAAAAGGAUUGCCUGUUGUAGGUCACAAAAUAUUUCUACAACUUCUAGCACAUACUAAUCCUGGAAUGAUUGCUGCCAGUAUUAAUAAAUUAAUUACUGUAAGAAAUUCUUACCAAAAUAGGAAAACAAUCGGUUUGUCUUUAUUUUGGGCUUUAUCUCAAGCUGGUAGAAAGGAUUUGAAUGUAGGAUUAAAAAUAUGGCAUGAAGUAAUGUCACCCUUAUUAGAGACAAAGAGUUAUUCUAGUUAUGUGGCACAAAUUCUGAAUGAGCUUCUUUUUGAGUAUGAAAAUGUACUUAAUAUUAAACCAGAACUCUAUCUUGAUAUCGUUGAAGAUACAUGUUCUGGGAAGUUUAACAUUCCAGCCACCAUAGACAAACAAAUAAAUAGUAGCAUUGGAAAAUUGAGAUUAAUAAUGUUUAAGAAUAAUAACACAAGUUGGACAAAAUUAUUUGAGGUGUUAAUGGGAAAAAUUACACCAAAAAUACAUGCAAAUUAUAGAGAAGAAUUGAUUCAAGCUCUUGCAACUUGUUUGAUUACUGAUCCUCUUUGUUUUUCUGUUUGGAGAUCGCUUUAUACAAAAAAUUUAUACCAAUCUCAACUUUUAUUGACAUACAUUGAUGCCAAAUGGAGUAAUUUAAGUACAUCUUUAAAAAUAAAAUGCAUGAAAGAGACAUGCAUACUAUUCCAGAAUACUGAUGAGAAAUGGAGAAAAGGAAAAGAAGAAAGUCUUGCUAAUGCUUGCAGUAAAAUUUGCAAGGUUUUACUUUUAAAAAUGACAGCAUCGUCCAAUAAGAAGUUUCCUUGGAGAAAAGGAAUUAUUUUGUUAUUACUUCUGACUGGUGCUUUUGUAGGUUACGAUGUUUAUCAACAUGGCAGUUACAAAGGAUCUAAUACAGACAAGCUGUUAAUCAGGAGUGGAUUCUAUGUAUAUGGACAAACUGCAUGGAUCACAGUGCAAGAUUAUUCUUCUAAAACGCUUGAAUUCAUCGAAGCUAGUUCACCAGAAUAUUACAAAGCAACUGUUGAAACAUGUAAACCUUAUAUUAAAUUAGCUGGAGAUGUUUAUCUUGUGGUAAAAAAUGUUUCUAUCAGAUUGUUUGACAAUGUGGUAGCAUAUGCUAAAAUUAAAGGCCCUGUAGUACGUCAAACGAUCGAACAUUAUGUUCCGGGAAUGUUAGAUGAAAUUCAUUUACGAAGUAAUCAGGGAUUAGAACUGGUGAAAAAUUACUCUAACAUAUGCGCAGAGAAAUUCAUUGAACAUUCAAGUACAACACUUAAGUGGUUAGAGCAUAAUGUAUUUGUUGGAACAUUAAGCCCAGAGAAUUUACAAAGUUAUGCUUCAAAAGCUAUCGAUACCACACAAACAUUAGCAAGUCAAACUUAUGAUUGGGUAUAUGAAAAAGUGCAAACAUUAUCUAAAGUUCCAUGAAUGAAAUUCACUGGAUGUUAUAACCGAUUAUUUCGGUGAUCGCCCCUCCCCACGCCCCCAAGUGUCAGCAUUUAAUUUUAUCAUUCCAAUUACCAUUGAAAUGUAUAUUUCCACAUAUAUUGCGACGGCCAUUUCACCUGUGAUAUUUGAAGAAUGUACCAUAUAAUUCCAAUGAAUUCAGACAUUUUUAAAUGCUGAAAAUUUGAUCAAAGUGUUAGUCCUUUUUCUUAAGUUAAUUCUAUGUCAAACAAAAUGAUUAUAUUAAAGUAAUAUAUAGACUACUUGAUUUAGGAUUAAAUUUGAACCUAGUGUUUGCUGCA
Megalopta genalis is the source of this 2441-nucleotide messenger RNA. RefSeq names its product Transmembrane protein 214 (gene Tmem214). The record is from RefSeq and is a predicted model, not a curated record. Gene Ontology annotation, cellular component: endoplasmic reticulum; Golgi apparatus. Lineage: Eukaryota; Metazoa; Arthropoda; Insecta; Hymenoptera; Halictidae.